AUGGUACUCUACGCUUUAACGACGGUCAUUUUCGGCCUCCUAUCAACAGCCUCCGCAGCCAAUAUCGGUAUCCAGAAACCCAUACAAGAAGAGGACCCGGCAUCCUCAUCCGCUCUCAAAAUAACAAUCAACUGGGACGUCCCGAUCAUAACCUCCAAAACAACCAACACCCUCCAAGUAGUAGUCAACCCACCCCUCCUCCGCAACAGCAGCAUCCACGACAAAGCCUACAAAUCCCUCUCCACCAUCUCCGCCGACUACGUCCGUUUCGUGCCCUGGUUUCCCUAUCCCUUGCUCUCCGUCCCUGAAAUCGAAGCCCCCGUCAUCCUCCCCCCAACAACAUGCAUCACCAGCUGGAACUUUACCUACGCCGACGAGCUCAUGGCCGACUUCUACGCCGCAACACCCAACGUCUCGCACAUGAUCAACUUCAGCACCACGCCCGGCUGGAUGUGGCUGAUCCCGGAGGACCAGACAUACGAUUACCCACGUGACAUCAACGAGAUUGAUUUCGGGUACAACAAAGGCACGGAACUGCGCGAUGCGUCGUUGCGAGAAGUCGCGGAUUAUUAUGAGAGGUUGGUGAGUUGGUAUGUCAAAGGUGGGUUCACGGAUGAGUGUGGUGUGUAUCAUUAUUCUGGCCAUAGCUAUACGAUCGAGUACUGGGAGGUGCUGAAUGAGAUUGAGGCCGAGCAUAGCAUGUCUGCUGCGUUUUACAGCCAGGUAUACGAUGUUAUUGUUGAGGCGGUGCAUAAAGUGUCUCCUGAGACGAAAUUCGUUGGUUUGGCGCUGGGAGAUAAUUCGAGGGAUAUGAGUUACUUCGAGACGUUUUUGGAUCCGGCGAACCAUAAGCCGGGGAUUCCGAUUGAUUUUGUCAGCUAUCAUUUUUAUGGCAUGCCGAGUGUUUCGACUUCUGAUGGGGAGGCGGCUCAGGCGUUUGCGCAGACGGAUCAGUUUAUUAUGGAUGUUCAGAGUAUUGAGGAGAUUCGCAAGCGGUUGUCACCGAAUACUCGGAGCACGCUGAAUGAGAUCGGGACGUUCGACCCGCAAGGCGCAACGAUCAUCUACCCGGGAUACGAAGUCCCGCCUGAGUAUUUCGUCUGGAGCGGUGGUAUCUUCGCGUAUAUUUUCGCGAAGGUCGUCACCAUGGGUAUUGAUGUCGUAGGCGAGAGCCAACUUGUCGGCUAUCCAGGACAAUUCCCCAGCGUCAGUCUCGUCGACUACUGGAGCGGAGAACUCAACGCCAGAGGACGAGUCUUGCAUCUCAUGCAGAAGAGUUUUGGGGCGGGUGAUACGGUUGUCGAGACGCUUUUCAAGGGCAAGGAUCUUGGUGCUAGUGUGCAUGCGCAAGCAUUUGUGACGAAGGAGGGGAAGAGGAAGGUGUUGCUGGUGAAUAAGUUGAAUGAGACGGCUCAAGUGAAUAUUAAGGAGUUUGGGAGCGGAUUGUCGGAGGUGGUGGAUUUGAGUACGGGGGGCAAGAUGUGGAGGACCACGACGGUGGAGGGGGGGAUCUACAGUUUGACGGGCUGGGCGACGGCUGUUUUGACUGAGGCAUAG
Molecule: messenger RNA, 1557 nt
Organism: Cadophora gregata
Lineage: Eukaryota; Fungi; Ascomycota; Leotiomycetes; Helotiales; Ploettnerulaceae
Exons: 1
Coding region: 1-1557 (518 amino acids)
Source: RefSeq, a predicted model, not a curated record